This is a messenger RNA of Hyaena hyaena (striped hyena), 1323 nucleotides long. It is a transcript of the gene ACTL9, whose product is annotated as actin like 9. Gene Ontology annotation, biological process: axonogenesis; cell motility. The record is from RefSeq and is a predicted model, not a curated record. The transcript has a single exon. Gene Ontology annotation, molecular function: nucleosomal DNA binding; protein kinase binding. NCBI's taxonomy places the organism in Eukaryota, Metazoa, Chordata, Mammalia, Carnivora, Hyaenidae. Gene Ontology annotation, cellular component: NuA4 histone acetyltransferase complex; cytoplasm; membrane. Bases 68 to 1303 code for a protein of 411 amino acids.
CUCAGGCCUCGGCCUUUUCUCCUGACACCCCUGCGCCCCUGAAGAAAGCAGGCAGCCAUCUGCGUCCAUGGACGCGAAUCAGUCCAGCUCCACGAAGCCCCAGCCCUCCCCGGAGGCCCCCAGGCCUGGCGGGAACUCCAGCGCCGUCGAGGCCACCAACACCUUGCAGCAGGAGGCCCCCAGCACGGUGGGCGACAAGUUGCCACCAAAGACGGGCGCGGUGGUCAUCGACAUGGGCACGGGCACCUGUAAGGUGGGCUUCGCGGGGCAGGCCCGGCCCACCUACACGGUGGCCACCAUCGUGGGCUGCCAGCCCGGGAGGCCGUCCGCCACCGGGCCGCCGCGGCUGGAGACUUUCAUCGGCGAGGCGGCCCGCGAGCGCCCCCAGCUGACGCUGGUGCAGCCGGUGCGGAGCGGCAUCGUGCUGGACUGGGACGCGGCCGAGCUCAUCUGGCGCCACCUGCUGGAGCACGACCUCCGCGCGCCGCCGCGCGACCACCCGCUGCUGUUCUCCGACCCGCCCUUCAGCCCCGGCACCAACCGCGAGAAGCUGGUGGAGGUGGCCUUCGAGUCGCUGCGCUGCCCGGCCAUGUACGUGGCCUCGCAGUCGGUGCUGUCGGUCUACGCGCACGGGCGCGUCAGCGGGCUGGUGGUGGACACCGGCCACGGCGUCACCUGCGCCGCGCCCGUCUUCCAGGGCUACGGUCUGCCGCACGCCGUCGAGCGCCUGGACCUGGCGGGCGCGCACCUGACCGCCUUCCUGGCGGAGGUGCUCCUCGGCUCGGGCCUGCAGCUCGGCCAGCACGACCUGGACGCGGUCGAGGCCAUCAAGCACCGCUACUGCUACGUGGCGCCCGACUUCCUGCGGGAGCAGGCGCGCCGCCAGACGCUGAAGCUGCCGGACGGGCGGACGGUCACGCUGGGCAAGGAGCUGUGCCAGGUCCCCGAGCUGCUGUUCAGUCCCCCGGACAUGCCGGGGCUGUCGCCCGUGGGCGUCCCCGCCAUGGCCGCACGGAGCCUUCACAAGGUGCCCCUGGAGGCGCGCGCGGACGUGGCCCGGAACGUGCUGCUCUGCGGCGGCUCCUCGCUCUUCCAGGGCUUCGAGGGCCGCUUCAGGGCCGAGCUGCUGCGCACGCAGCCCCCGGAGGCCCACGUGGUGGUGGCGGCGCAGCCUACCAGAAACUUCUCGGUGUGGAUGGGGGGCUCCAUCCUGGCCUCGCUGCGCGCCUUCCAGACCUGCUGGGUCCUGCGGCAGCAGUACGAGGAGCAGGGACCCCACAUCGUGUACCGCAAAUGCUACUGACCCGGGCGGCGCGGCGGGGG